CUCAUAUCUUGACCUCCGAACCAACUGCCAUUGUCAUUGUCAUUUCCAGCUUCAUAAUCCUGCAUUAAACCAUGUCUGUAUUGCAUACUCCCCCAACAUCCCCUUCUAAUUCUCAGACUUCCGGCAAUGGGUUCCGACCCCUCACACUCACUCAGGCAGAUAUUGCAGCUACAAUGUCAAUGGCUGCAUUUCGCAUCCGAGCUACUCAGCUGCAAGGAACACUCAUUUCGGUUGUUCCGAGCCCGGUUGCUCAUAUUCUUUCAGUUGAUUCCCGAGCUCACCUGGAACAUGGUUCCGGACCACUCUUUUCAUCCCACCUAUGCCAGUUUCAAGACGUUGCAGAUCUGGGGGAUCCCUCCCGCAUUUUUCGUAACACCAUCCCGAACGAAUUAUGGCCAUGGGAUCAGGUAUUCGCUAAUUGUGUCUGUCACUACCAGCAUGGCUAUCGUGGCCAGGUGGAUGAAAGCUCGGUUGCAAUGCUGAAGGCACUGAGGUGGAUGAGGGAACGCCUCCUGACAGUGAUUGAGGAUCAACAAGCUGGCAUCCGUGAAAAGAUGGCAGAGAUUCAGAUGUACACCGCCGUCCUAACCAAAUUGAACCCAAGGGACCAGAGUAGUUCUAGUCCUUCAGUUCAGAAUGUUGAAGUCUAAAUU
Molecule: messenger RNA, 653 nt
Organism: Suillus subalutaceus
Lineage: Eukaryota; Fungi; Basidiomycota; Agaricomycetes; Boletales; Suillaceae
Exons: 5
Coding region: 72-650 (192 amino acids)
Source: RefSeq, a predicted model, not a curated record